This is a messenger RNA of Nematostella vectensis (starlet sea anemone), 2153 nucleotides long. RefSeq names its product octopamine receptor. Gene Ontology annotation, molecular function: G protein-coupled serotonin receptor activity; neurotransmitter receptor activity. Bases 682 to 1668 code for a protein of 328 amino acids. Gene Ontology annotation, cellular component: membrane; dendrite. The record is from RefSeq and is a predicted model, not a curated record. Lineage: Eukaryota; Metazoa; Cnidaria; Anthozoa; Actiniaria; Edwardsiidae. Gene Ontology annotation, biological process: chemical synaptic transmission; G protein-coupled receptor signaling pathway, coupled to cyclic nucleotide second messenger. The transcript is spliced from 2 exons.
AAAAAAGCCCCCCCCCCACACACACACACACACACCACCACUUCCUUAAUCCUGUGAAAUAGGUGUACUUUACUGCUUCCAGAUAAAUCUAUCUAUAGAUCAUUAAAACCAACUGUAAAUCAGCUAUGAGAGAAGAACACUAGAAGAGCACAGUUUGAGGACCGCUAUUCAUGCAAGUGUAAAGGCUUGAACAGUAUCCUCUAAUGAAAUUAUAUCUAAAAAUAUACCAUGAAAUAUUUAACAAUUUUACCACUUCCAUUGAGGUGGAUAGUGGCGAAAUAUCUACCGAGAGCCGAAGGUAUACAAGAAACGACAAUAAUGAAGGCUAACAUCCCCACGAUAGAGACAACAUUCUUAUCAUGUUUAGACAUUAGAUAGCGAGAAGUUUAUUCAGGUCAGACCAUUUCUCAUUUCGGAAAUGGAGUAAAUUGUCUUUUUCUUGAAUUGAAGGAAGUGGCGCUCUUCUUUUGGUAGUUUGAUUAACAUCCUGCAUGUCCAGGUGGCUUGUCGCUAGCCAAUCAAGUGUAUUGUUCGCUUUUCCUCUGUUACACUGGAGCUUAACAAAUAUUUGCGCACCCUUUCUAAUUAUUCAUAUAUGCUGUAUCCUGCUCAAACAACACACAGGAUCUAACAAGAAAGAGUAGUUCUGUUUUUUCUAGAAAAAAAGUAUCGCUUUUGUUUAUGAAAAAUAUGGAAAACUUAACGAAUAAUUCAGAUAAAUUCAAUGAUAAAUCGUUUGUUGAAGUUAUGUCAAAUUUUAAAGUGUCUGGAAUGGCAUGCUUUCUCCUAACAUUGUCCAUCGUUGCUGUGGUCGGAAAUAGUCUGGUUUUCCACACAGUCCGCGUCACCUCUCGUCUUCACUCUCCGCCAUUCUAUCUCAUCUUGAGCGUAGCGCUGGCUGAUAUCCUUGUGGGAGUAUUUGUAAUUCCUGUCUCGAUAGUCUAUCUGGUAUUCUUCGAGAUGUCAGGAAUAUGGGUGAUGGGCGAGGCCGUCUGCGAUGUGUGGGUCCUCGCGAACUUUUGGUUCAGCGGCGCUUCUAUCCUCAGCUUAUGCGCCAUCACACGUGACCGCUACCUUGCCGUGACGUCACCGCUACAGUACCUGAGGCGCAUGCGCAGUUCACACACCGCUUUCCAGAUAGUCAUCUGCUGGCUGGCGUCAUUGGUGUCAGCGUUGAUAACCAUUCAUGGGCUUAAGACUUCUCCUAGGCGGAGAUUGUGUGAAGUUGAGGGUUUGACUGCAUGCUAUACGUUGUUCAAUUUUGUCUGUUUGUACGUUUUCCCCGUAACUGGGAUACUUUUUGUCAAUAGCACAAUUUGGUCAGCGGCUGCUAGGCAUUCGCGCAGCAUACAUUCCAUAGAAGAAAACGUGUCCCAUAAUUCCAUGGACACAGAGAGUAGUACCUCUGGACGCUCUCGCAGGCUCAAGAUGCAAAUCAAAUCGUUCAGGACAUUCUUGAUUAUGAUUGGCUGUUAUCUGGUUGCUUGGACACCUUUCUCUGUACUUUUACUUCUUCAGACUUUUCUAGAUAUUCCAGGGGGACUGCUCUAUUUUACUGUGGUACUCACUUACAUGAACAGCGCUUCAAAUUGUCUCAUUUAUGGGAUAUUUAACAAUGACUUUCGAAAGGCACUGAUUACUAGUAUCAAACUAGAUCAUUGUAAAUAGGAACAUAUCCAACGUACUACCUCUUCUAUAACUUUGCCAUAGCCCGAAACUAGUGUGAUUAUUGUGUGACAACAAAAAAGUCAACGCAUCAGAGUUUUGCAAAUAACAGGAUACGGCACCCCUCCCUUUACCAUCACUUUAUUAUUAAAAAAAAUCCAUUUUGAAAGUAUGUGAUAAAUGAACAUGAGCCUAUAGUGAUAGACCAUUAACUGACAGAAUCAGGAAUGAUAUCAGACACCCCCACCCAUCCCUCUCAAUAUUUUUUUUUAGCAUAAAAAAACUUCGGGCAAAAGGGAGUCAUCGAAGGGAUCAGUUUUAAAAGGACAUGAUUGUUAGAGGUAUUCUAUUAUUUCUGGUUUAUUGCCUGUGGAGCUCUAUAAAUCCAUGUGGAAUACCAAACUAUAACAAGAGAGAGUUUAAGUUCUAGUUAUUGUGUUUCUAUUGUAUAUAUAAAAAGAAUCAAUAAACAACAAUGUACUAAACAA